Molecule: messenger RNA, 927 nt
Organism: Spathaspora passalidarum NRRL Y-27907
Lineage: Eukaryota; Fungi; Ascomycota; Pichiomycetes; Serinales; Debaryomycetaceae
Exons: 1
Coding region: 184-876 (230 amino acids)
Biological process (GO): protein quality control for misfolded or incompletely synthesized proteins; positive regulation of proteolysis; cellular response to misfolded protein
Cellular component (GO): cytoplasm
Molecular function (GO): ubiquitin protein ligase activity; protein-folding chaperone binding
Source: RefSeq, a predicted model, not a curated record
AUUUCCCAACUGGGGGAUCGACUAUAUAAUGCUCCCAAUAUGCCCCGUAUAUUGACUAGUCUGUAGGGUUUUAUUUUCUCCAUUUAUUAUUUAAGUGUCCCCCAAGACUCACACUCUCCUUAUUCAUUCAAUUUUUUUUUUUGGUAUUUACUCAUUCACAUACACACACACACACAACAUACCAUGGCCCUUUUAUACAUAGUCAAACUUAUCUUUAAUUCUUCCAAUACUCCACAGCCGACACCGGCCCAACGAGGGAAAACUUUAAAGGGAAAGCCUCAAGAUCUUGCCCCACAUGUACAUAACGAUAUUGUGAUUAUAAAACAGCAACUAAAACAAUAUGAAACGUCUUUCUACGCCAAAAUAUUCAAGCUCGUCGAGUCAAACCAUUUAAGACAACAGAAAUCAUUGCAAAUUAAGUAUCCUAAUGCUAACGAUGCUCAAUACCAUCAGGCAUUAUUCAACAUGUACAAGUCCCACUUACAAGAGUAUAUUGACUUGCUCGACUUGUUUAAGAAUAACUACACGAAAACAUUAUACUCAGAUGUGCUUGCCAAAAAGCAAGACGGGGUAAUAUACUCCGACUGCAUCUCGCUUAUCAAUGAAAAAGUGGCCGCGGGAAUCAAAGACAAAUUUGACAAAUUGGUCGAUGAUGCGCCCGAGCAUUUGUUAGAUCCAAUUUCACUUUGCUUAUUUGAAGAUCCCGUGAUUACUCCUAGCGGCAUCACCUAUGAGAAAUGCCACUUAUUGGCACAUUUACACAAGAGGGGAAACUAUGAUCCCUUGACCAGAGAACCGUUAUUUGAGGACCAAUUGUACCCCAACUUGAUUGUCAAGGAUUCGGUAGAGGAAUAUAAGAAAAGUUUAGCGGUGUAACGAAAUAGUUUUUUUUUUUUUAGAUCUUAUGUUGUUUGGUUUACUUAUGUC